Messenger RNA from Amoebophrya sp. A120, 312 nucleotides. NCBI's taxonomy places the organism in Eukaryota, Dinophyceae, Syndiniales, Amoebophryaceae. The record is from the annotation of a GenBank genome assembly.
AUGUUCAACAGACACUCUUCCACGAAAAAAUCAUGUCCGGAGCUACUUCGAGCUCCUCCUCCGUGUUGCCUUCCGGCAGUACAACUAGGCAGUUCAGCACAAGGAUCACGAAAAACGCCGAACGUGAAAAUUUCGACCACUACCACAACACGGGCGACAGCGCGACGAAUGAUGGUCCUAAGGAGCUUUUCACAGACAAUGACCCAGCCACGACGAUUAAGGGUUGUGGCUUCAAAAACAAACUCACCGCAGAACUCACCCUGCACCUCAUCCAGCAGCCGGGGUCAAGCUACAAGCAGUAUUGGACGGUAA